Molecule: messenger RNA, 4499 nt
Organism: Bemisia tabaci
Lineage: Eukaryota; Metazoa; Arthropoda; Insecta; Hemiptera; Aleyrodidae
Product: Cbl-associated protein
Molecular function (GO): protein binding
Source: RefSeq, a predicted model, not a curated record
AUUGCGGCUACUAACACCCAAGAAGAAGAAAAUAUUCCAUCGAGGAAAGGAUCCUCUAAUUUACCUAAGCAUAUCCAAGAAUUUCUGCAACUUUCAGGAUGUCAGUCCACUGUCACUCAACACACCAAUUUUGAGACCGGUGUCUGGUCGCCAGCGGUCACCCCUGAGGCUCCAAGGAAGGUGUACGAUAAUCAGAGGCUAGAGCCGAAAAACUCGGAAAAAGAUGAGAAAAAUGGGAACACGGAGCCCAUCCCCCCGGUAUGGACUCCGAAGAGCAGUGGGCGAGCCACCCCAUCUGAUCAAAUAACUUUCAAACCUGUCAAAUUUCAAUCUCCUGUUCCUGCGAGGAAGGCCUCCAAAGUGAAUAAGGAAUCAGGAGGGUUUCAAUCAAAGUUACCAAUCCCUACAAAUGGAACAGAGAAAAAAUCAGAGGAGGUAGUCGGACCCUCUGUCAAAGAAAGAAUCUCGGCAUUUUCUUCAGUUUCAGGGAAGAGACUCGAAAUAAAGAACCAAAAUAACAAUGAAAAUUCAAAACUUCGAUCGUUAGAUCAUUCUGUGUUGGGUCAGUGUGGUCUGGCUUUGCCCAAAUCUCAAAAUCCUACGAUAACUCUGCUUCAAAAAGCCCGAGAGGGGCAGUUGUCCAAAGGUGCUGCAUAUUUAGAUGACCAAAAAAUGUAUACCAAAGAGACUCCUGAAAAGACCAAAACCUCUGAGCCUGAAAAUAAUCAAGAAUCCAAAGCUCAAUCCAAAAAAGUUAUGAAUACUGAGCAAAAACCAACGGAAAAGACCAAAUCCCCAAAUGCAGACAGAAUCUCAUCAAAUAAUGUUCCUGGUGGUAGAGAAGAAAAUCAACAAAAAUGGUACAAACGAAUGUACGAGUCGCUUCAUCAAGCUAAUUUAGAUAAAUCAAAUGUUACUGUUCGAUACUGGCCAAACCAACCAGUUGACCGUGCAUCACAACAAAUUCGUAAUGGGAAUAGUGGAUAUAGCUCGGAACCAGAAGCAACCAAUCACAAUUCUGACAAAAUAGCUGCCAAAUAUGCAACUUUAGACAGGAGAAGAAACCAGUCGAAAGAAAAUGAUGCUAGCCUAUCCUAUGUUCCUCGCACAAAGCCCAGUAAUGAAGCUUUGAAGCAUGCAGUAGAAAUUUACAAUAGCCAACCUGGGCGCAUAGAAAACUAUGAACCUGGUCGUUGUUCGAUAGCAGAUAAAGAAACCAAAGAAUGGUGGGAUGAAAUGAUGGAGAUCUUUGAUAAGCAAUAUGGUGAAACUGGUGGUCAUCGGAAUCAAAGCAACCCUCCAUCACAACAGAAAAAGCAUUUCAUGACAUAUACGCUUAAAGAUGGUGGGUAUGAAAGUGACUCUAGUCUAGUUUUUAAACGGCGAGAUGAAAAUUGUGACAUGAGUCCUACGGAGAAAAAAAUGGCCUACAAAGAAAUUCAAAAAGGUGGAGAAGUGCCACUUCACGGACUGAGAAAGCCAGCUCCUCAACGACCAAAAGAACCUGUUUUAAGAGAGGUCCCCUCUUCGCCUUCCUCAUCUCCAUUCUACUCGUAUGAGCCACAGCCAGAAUCACCGGCUGGUCGCUAUGCUGAAUCUGCAGUUACCCUCCAGUACCGGCGUCCCGUUCUUGCUGAAGUGAAAGAGGCCCUCUCAGAAGAUGAACUGGCUAGGCGACAAGCAGAAGCAAUGCAACGCCUUUACCAAGAGGAAAGGCGUCGCAAGUACCUUCAAGAGUUACAUGAUAUAUCAAGCAGAAGACACACUGAUCAUUUUAUACCAUCCCAGAAGUCUCCAAUCCCAUUAAACAGAUACGAUGAUUUCUUCCCAGAUGAAUCUCCCACCAUUUCUCGACAACGCGAUCGAACACCUGAACCAAAAUUAGUUGCAAGAGCCUUGUAUAAUUUUGUUGGACAAUCAUCCAGAGAGCUGUCUUUUCGCCGAGGUGAUAUUAUAUUUGUACGGAGACAGAUCGACAAAAAUUGGUAUGAAGGAGAACAUAAUGCCAUGAUAGGGCUCUUCCCAAUCAACUAUGUCGAGAUCAUACCGUACGACAAUAUCAGAACAAUACCAAAAAAACCAACCGAAGGUCAAGCUAGAGCAAAGUUUAAUUUCAUCGCUCAGUCUCACCUUGAGCUCUCACUUGUGAAAGGAGAGUUGGUAGUUUUAACAAGGAGAGUUGACAGUAAUUGGUUUGAAGGGCGAAUAGGAAAUAGGCGAGGCAUCUUUCCUGUCUCUUAUGUUGAAGUUCUUACCGAGCCAGGAGAAAGAGCUUUCAGUCCUGUAAGACCCACAACUCCUGCCACUCCAGUCACCCAUUCAAGUCUUUCCAAUGGUUCAAGUCAGCCCAUUCAACUACACUCAAUGAGCGAUGGAUCAAGCGAUAGACUUGACGGAAAACAAGAUAUGUCUCUAGUCAAUCAAACAUUACACAUAGACACCCAGUCAGAUCCUAUACCAUACCGAGCUCUUUAUAACUACCGUCCGCAAAAUGAAGAUGAACUUGAGUUGCAAGAAGGCGAUACAGUGUAUGUCAUAGAAAAAUGUGACGAUGGAUGGUAUGUUGGUUCAAGCCAGCGUACAGGUGCCUUUGGUACUUUUCCCGGCAACUAUGUUCAACGCGUUGCGUAACUAGUCUGUACUUAAUCCCGUUGAAUCCUAUGUAUAAUUAACCAAGGUGCUGAAAUGCAAUCUUCAUAAAUCUGCUAUGGUUUGAAGUUUUCUCCCAUGUAAUACUCCUUCAAAUUGUUUGCCCUCAAAUUUUGGCCUAAUUUGUCACUGGAUACAUACCUAUUUUUUUAAAAUACUUCCAUGUAUUCUAAAUAAAAAGAAAUCUAUUUUUCAUUAAUUCUAUUUAUGUAAAUACUGUGCACCAAAUAACUAGUUGAUUUGUUUUGUUUGUUAAAUUUAAAUUUUUAUUUUUUAGUCUAUAUUAGGCAUUAAGCUAUGAUGCUACACCUAUAUUUUUAUUUACAGUUGUGUAUUUAUAUAAUCUGAAGAUUUUUAUUUUUGUUAACUCUUCGUAUUCAUUCGUGCUUCAGAAGAAGGAAAAUUAUAAACUCAAAGAUCGGUAGGAUUGUUAAUUACAGUUCUCUCCCCAACUUAAAAAAGCAUUAUUGUUGCUUUGAGCCACGGUGACAACAGAGGCUAACGCAUGAUAUUUGUAAGGUCCUCCUCUACAAACGUUAAUCUGUGAACUCUCCAAAAAAUUAAUUCUACUUAUUAUUCUAAGACUAGCUUUAUCCUAUCUCUCUUAAAACAGGAUUCAUUUUAAACGAUAGUGAGAUGGUUAAGAGAUGUCAAACCAAGUCCUUCCAUUUAUCUUUUGUUAUGAAUGUAAGUGCCUUUUCAGAGAAAAAAUGAUAGGCACUCAACUAAUUGAAAAUUUUUCUUUAUUAGUUUCCUGUAUGUUCUUCCAUCAUGUGCCUGAGGGGGGCACAUCCACCUUAUUUUCCUGUUGUCACUCUCACCCAAGAUUUUGUCAUCAAGAUCGAUGGCACUUCUGAAGCACUUAUGGAAGUAUUAACUUGCCGAAAUUUUUGAUUGCUUUCGCCCUCUAGUAUUAAUCGGUUUUCAAAAUUAAUUUUAAAUGUACUUUACUGAAAGAUGAUGCAAAUUUUUUAUACACUUCAAAAUCAUCCUCAUCAGAUCAACCAAACUUUUUUUCUCUUUCCGUAGUGCCUCAGAGUAUUUAUUGCUUCAAAAUAUUUAAACCAAGCAAAGAGUACUUUCAAACUCCUUUUCAAUCAAGUCUUGUGAUUUUAAGAUGAAUUGUGUAAAAAUUUUAAAAAAUAUGUUCAUCAAGCAUAAAAGUUUGCUGUAGUUUUUUCUGAAAGAAACUUUGUGUGUGCGCAUUAAUUGCUUAGGUAUCUUCAUGCUUGGUUUGUAUUUUUUUCCUGAAAGUACCCACUGGCUUAGAGUUAAAAUAUGCUAGGCUCUCAACCAAAGAAUCUGAAAUUGGUAUACCCAUUAAUAUUGUUACCUCUGUUCAUUUCAAACGCAAGUGUUAUUCAAGUUAAAAUUAUAAGAAACAUGUUUAUCUUUAACCAGAGGCAGAUUAUUGCGCAUAUAUUUACUGUUGCAAUUCAUAGCCACUCCUUCUCUUUGUUUGCUAAAACGUUUAAGUAAAAAUUUCGUUGUCUGUGUAAGCUGUGCACGAAAAUUAUAUUGUAAGCCUCCAAAACUAGAUUCAGAUUAAGUUAAAAAUGUUUUGUCCUUCAAACUCAAACAGGAGUGGCUAUCUUCACCCAUGAUGCCAAAGCUAUACAACUAUUAAAGAAGAAGUAUCUUUUUGUAUCAGUCACUCGAUUGUUUAAUUGAUAAACACCUAUGUAUAUCGUAAAUUAUUUACCUCUUUGCAUAGUGGAAUGAUAAAUGACCAGAUUAGGCAUGAUAAUAAAGAUUUUUUUUCUUUAAUCUUCCAAAAUCAGGGUGGCACUCAUAGGAAUGUAAGCAUUAUACAAUCAAUAAGGUUUUUACUUCUAUCUGGACAAGCAAAA